CUUUAACAGUAAAGUUAUUACCUCAGAUACCUUGCCAGCUUAGCACGGUGAAAUCAGUUUCAGACAAAAGAGAUCAACUGCUCUCUCUAGGAAAUACUUAAUUAGGGUGGUGCCUAGGAAUGCCCAGGGGUCCUGUAACGAUCGGUUUUUCCCGGAGGAUUUCUGCAGCAUGCGGUCCCGUUGGACGGCAGGCAUUCUGCUCUGAUUUUUCCUGUUGCCUGGCUAGUGACCCCCUACAGGAAGAUAGCAGAUCAGCCAGGAGGGCGGAGCAGCCCACUACACAUGUCUGGCUGCUCUUAUCAACUUAUCAUAUAAGGAAAGGAAAGUGAUUGAUUCGGAUACUGACACUGUAGGAUCUGGGGAGAGAGAAACAAAGGACGGUGAAAGCUGCUCUGUAGAAGCUGGCACAGCCCUCCCAAGCGAGCAGGACCGUUCUUCCCACUGCAAUCUGACAGUUUACUGCAUGCCUGGAGAGAACACAGCACUUAAAACCAAGUUUGCUACUGGAAAAAGAGGCAAGAGAAGACUUUCAUUGACGGACCCAGCCAUGGCAGCACAGUAGCCCUGCGUUUCCGACGGCAGCAGCUCGGGACUCUGGACGUGUGUGUGCCUUCAAGUUUGCUGAGCUGCUGAUUUAUUCCUGAAGAAAGAAUGUGGCAGAUUGUUUUCUUUACUCUGAGCUGUGAUCUUGUCUUGGCCGCAGCCUAUAACAACUUUCGGAAGAGCAUGGACAGCAUAGGAAAGAAGCAGUAUCAGGUUCAGCACGGGUCCUGCAGCUACACGUUCCUCCUGCCCGAGAUGGACAACUGCCGUUCUCCCUCCAGCCCCUACGUGUCCAAUGCUGUGCAGAGGGACGCGCCGCUGGAGUACGAUGACUCGGUGCAGAGGCUGCAGCUGCUGGAGAACAUCAUGGAAAACAACACUCAGUGGCUAAUGAAGCUUGAGAAUUAUAUCCAGGACAACAUGAAAAAAGAAAUGGUAGAGAUGCAGCAGAAUGCAGUGCAGAACCAGACAGCUGUGAUGAUUGAAAUAGGGACGAGCCUGUUGAACCAAACAGCAGAGCAAACGCGGAAGUUAACUGAUGUGGAAGCCCAAGUAAGUAAUGCCACAUUUACAAGUUUCCUAGAAAAGAAGGUGCUAGCUAUGGAAGAUAACCACAUUGUCCAACUGCAGUCAAUGAAAGAAGAGAAAGAUCAGCUACAGGUGUUAGUAUCCAGGCAAAAUUCCAUCAUUGAAGAACUAGAAAAAAAGUUAGUGACUGCCACGGUGAAUAAUUCCGUUCUUCAAAGACAGCAACAUCAUCUCAUGGAGACGGUUAACAAUUUAGUGACUAUGAUGUCCACAUCAAACCCAGCCAGGAGCCCCAUUGUUGCUAGAGAAGAACAAAUCAGCUUCAGAGACUGUGCUGAAGUAUUCAAAUCAGGACAAACCACGAAUGGCAUCUAUACGUUAACAUUCCCUAAUUCUACGGAAGAGACCAAGGCCUUCUGUGACAUGGAAGCUGGUGGAGGCGGGUGGACAAUUAUUCAGCGACGUGAGGAUGGCAGCGUUGAUUUUCAGAGGACUUGGAAAGAAUAUAAAGUGGGAUUUGGUAACCCUUCAGGAGAAUACUGGCUGGGAAAUGAGUUUGUUUCACAACUGACUAAUCAGCAACGCUAUGUUCUUAAAAUACUCUUUAAAGACUGGGAAGGGAACGAGGCUUACUCAUUGUAUGAACAUUUCUAUCUCUCAAGUGAAGAACUGAAUUAUAGGAUUCACCUUAAAGGACUUACAGGGACAGCCGGCAAAAUAAGCAGCAUCAGCCAACCAGGAAAUGAUUUUAGCACAAAGGACGCAGACAACGACAAAUGUAUUUGCAAAUGUUCACAAAUGCUAACAGGAGGCUGGUGGUUUGAUGCAUGUGGUCCUUCCAACUUGAACGGAAUGUACUAUCCACAAAGGCAGAACACAAAUAAGUUCAACGGCAUUAAGUGGUACUACUGGAAAGGUUCAGGCUACUCGCUCAAGGCCACAACCAUGAUGAUCCGGCCAGCAGAUUUCUAAAUGCCCAAGUCCACCUGACAAAGACUGUCUCGUGCUAUUUUCAAAGACUUAAGCCCAAUGCACUGAAAGUCACGGCUGCACACUGUGUCCUCUUCCACCACAGAGGGCACGUGCUCAGUGCUGAUGGGACCCACGUGCUCCAGAUUAGAGCCUGUAAACUUUAUCACUUAAACUUGCAUCACUUAACAGACUAAUGCAAGACCCUAAACAUCGUAACUGCCAUCAGACAGAACACCCAUGCAAAGAUGAACCCAAGGCUGAGAAUCAGACUGACAAUUUACAGACUCAGCUGUCACAACCAAGAAUGCCAUAUGCAAGUUUAUCAGUAAAUAACUGGAAAACAGAACACUUACGUUAUACAGUACAGAUCAUCUUGGAACUGCAUUAUUCUAAGCACUGUUUAUAGACUGUAUAAAAACCCAUAUGUCCUGAAUUCACGAUCACUAUCGCAAUUAAAAGAAAGAAAAAAAUCCCUAAGCCAUAAAAAGAUAUAUUCGGGGAUAUUCUGAGAAGGGGUUACUAGAAGUUUAAUAUUUGGAAAAACAGUUAGUGCAUUUUUACUCCAUCUCUUAGGUGCUUUAAAUUUUAAUUUCAAAAACAGCAUAUUUACAUUUAGGUUGACAGCUUAGUUUUAAGUUAAUACUGAAAUUUCAAGUUUAUAUGGUGGAAACUUCCAGGAUCUCUGAAAUUAUCAACAGAAACGUGUCAUUUUAGUUUAUAUGCAGAUUGUACUAUUUUUCUCUGCCUGAUUGUUAAAUAUGAAGGUAUUUUUAGUAAUUAAAUAUAACUUAUUAGGGGA
Cebus imitator (Panamanian white-faced capuchin) is the source of this 2842-nucleotide messenger RNA. It is a transcript of the gene ANGPT2, whose product is annotated as angiopoietin 2. NCBI's taxonomy places the organism in Eukaryota, Metazoa, Chordata, Mammalia, Primates, Cebidae. Bases 652 to 2043 code for a protein of 463 amino acids. Gene Ontology annotation, molecular function: receptor tyrosine kinase binding. Gene Ontology annotation, biological process: Tie signaling pathway; angiogenesis. The transcript has 8 exons. The record is from RefSeq and is a predicted model, not a curated record.